Messenger RNA from Pipistrellus kuhlii (Kuhl's pipistrelle), 2016 nucleotides. It is a transcript of the gene F12, whose product is annotated as coagulation factor XII. Gene Ontology annotation, cellular component: rough endoplasmic reticulum; extracellular region. The transcript has 14 exons. Gene Ontology annotation, biological process: zymogen activation; blood coagulation. Gene Ontology annotation, molecular function: serine-type endopeptidase activity; calcium ion binding. NCBI's taxonomy places the organism in Eukaryota, Metazoa, Chordata, Mammalia, Chiroptera, Vespertilionidae. The record is from RefSeq and is a predicted model, not a curated record. The coding region runs from base 65 to 1882 and encodes 605 amino acids.
UUUGGCCAACUCUAUUGAUCUGGACUCCUGCCUGCGUAGGCGGGUGGACCAGCGGACAGAAGCCAUGAGGGCUCUGCUGCUCCUGGGGUCCCUGUUGGUGAGCCUGGAAUCAGCACUUUUGAUUCCACCUUGGAAAGGCCGCAAUGUGUCUGAGCCCAGAGCAGAUGAACACACAGUGGUUUUCACCGUCACUGGGGAGCCCUGCUACUUCCCUUUCCAGUACCAACGGCAGCUGUAUCACAAGUGCACCCGCAGGGGCCGACUUGGCUUCCGGCCCUGGUGUGCUACCACCCCCAACUUUGACCAGGACAAACGAUGGGCAUACUGCCUGGAGCCCCAGAAAGUACAAGACCACUGCAGCACACACAACCCCUGCCAGCAGGGCGGCACCUGUAUGAACAUGCCAGGUGGGCCCCGCUGCAUCUGUCCAGAACACUUCACCGGGAAGCACUGCCAGAGAGAGAAGUGCUUCGAGCCCCAGCUUCUCCGGUUCUUCCAUGAGAAUGAAAUAUGGCAUAGGCUUGAGCCAGCAGGUGUGGUCAAGUGCCAGUGCCAAGGUCCCCAAGCCCAUUGCAAGCCACUGGCCAGCCAGGUCUGCCGCAGCAACCCAUGCCUCCACGGGGGCCGCUGCCUCGAGGCGGAGGGACAUCGUCUGUGCAGUUGUCCCGAGGGCUACGCAGGACGGUUCUGCGACGUGGACAAAGAGUCCAACUGCUACGAGGGCCAUGGGUUCAGCUACCGAGGCGCUGCUGGGACCACGGUCUCGGGCGCGCCGUGUCAGCCGUGGUCGGCGGAGACCACCUAUCAGAACCUGACUGCAGAGCAAGCACUGAAGUGGGGCCUGGGCCACCAUGCCUUCUGCCGGAACCCAGACAACGACACCCACCCGUGGUGUUACGUGUGGAGCGACAACCGGCUGAGCUGGGAAUACUGCGACCUGCCACGGUGCCCAGCAGCGCCCCAGACCCAGCCUCCCCCGCAGGCACCCCUUGGGCGCCAGGAGCCCCCCUUACCCUCCCUUUCAGUACAGGAGCCUCAGAUGCCGGAGCUGCCUCCCUUGAUCCAGAGCUCCGGCUGGACGCAGGAGGAGCAGAUCCCCGUCUGCGGACAGCGGCUCCGGAAACGGCUGUCCUCCCACAAACGCGUCGUCGGGGGACUCGUGGCGCUGCCCGGCGCGCACCCCUACAUCGCCGCGCUGUACUGGGGCCAGAGCUUCUGCGCCGGCAGCCUCAUCGCCCCCUGCUGGGUGCUGACCGCGGCUCACUGCCUGCAGAACCGGCCGGCGCCCGAGGAGCUGACGGUGGUUCUGGGCCAGGAACGCCACAACCACAGCUGCGCGCGGUGCCAGACCCUGGCCGUGCGCGCCUACCACCUGCACGAGGCCUUCUCCCCCGUCACCUACCAGCACGACCUGGCGCUGCUGCACCUGCAGGAGCGCGAGGACGGCAGCUGCGCGCACCCGUCGCCCACGGUGGGGCCCGUCUGCCUGCCGAGCAGCGCCGCUCGCCCCACGGAGCCCGAGGCCGCGCCCUGCGAGGUAGCCGGCUGGGGCCACCAAUUCGAGGGGGCGGAGGAGUACGCCAGCUUUCUGCAGGAGGCGCAGGUGCCGCUGAUCCCGCACGAGCGCUGCUCCGCCCGGGAGAUGCACGGCGCCGCCUUCCUCCCCGGCAUGCUCUGCGCGGGCUUCGCCGAGGGUGGCACAGACGCGUGCCAGGGUGACUCCGGGGGCCCGCUGGUGUGUGAGGAUGAAGACCAAGAGCGUCAGCUCACCCUGCGAGGCGUGGUCAGCUGGGGCUCGGGCUGUGGCGACCGUAACAAGCCGGGCGUGUACACUGAUGUGGCCAGCUACCUGGAGUGGAUCCAGGAGCGCAUGGCUUCCUGACCGUCCGGAACGCCUCCUUUCCUCGGUCGUUCUGGGAUGGGAAGAUGGCUGGACCCGAUCCUGGACCACAGGAUGUGUGCCAGCGCCGUCAGUCCGGCUCCAGGCACUGUCUAAACACUCAAUAAAGCGCUUUU